This is a messenger RNA of Nothobranchius furzeri (turquoise killifish), 8430 nucleotides long. RefSeq names its product EMAP like 1 (gene eml1). Gene Ontology annotation, molecular function: microtubule binding. Gene Ontology annotation, cellular component: mitotic spindle. NCBI's taxonomy places the organism in Eukaryota, Metazoa, Chordata, Actinopteri, Cyprinodontiformes, Nothobranchiidae. Gene Ontology annotation, biological process: microtubule cytoskeleton organization. The record is from RefSeq and is a predicted model, not a curated record.
CAUGCUCUUUAAUUGUAACGUUUCGGCCUCUCUUUUGUCAACCACCUUUAAUUUAUUUCAGGCGGACGGCCAAAAAGAGAGCUGAGACAGAGCCUGCUGCUAAACCCAAACACCCUUGAGUUUAAGCAUCACCAACGUUCAACAAGAUCUGCUCCACAUUUUCUACAUAAUCCCUCCGCCGUGCCUUCAACACUUCCUCUUUGACAGCAGAGUGCGUUGGGAUAAUGGUCCAUAGUCUUUGUUCCUGAGUUCAGAAUGAGCUUUUCUGCCUUUUCUUUUGGUGCCUUUUUUAUAUUUCUUUCUUUCCUUAUUAAAGCUGCUUUUUAUAAUCAAAUUUUACAUUAAAAAGUGGUUAUUUGUGAAAAUAAAGCCAUGAGCUUGCCUCUGUUAUGACUUCCUCUUCUUUCAUCUUUUGUGCAAAGUUUGUUAUCUGAUGAUUUAGCUGACUAACACAAGCAGCACUUAGCUGAAUCUAUUUUUAACCUUCUGUUUUGACUGCAGCACUUUUUUUCUUGAACAAUGACUUCAGUGUGAAGGAGAGCUCCCAUGUAACCUGUAACUGAGGAGGCUUAUGGGAGAAGUUUAAUAUGUCCACAUGAGGGCAGGAGGAGCAGCCAUGGGGGUUGUUUGACCUCUUGUUGUCUCCUCCUUGACCUCUUUCUGACCUCUGGUACACACAAACAGCUCUGUAGUUUCAUUUCAGUGCUUUGACAAGAAAGGCUCUUUCCAUCUUGCUGCCUGUUUUCUCCUCUUUAAUCAUCCCUCAUGACGCGUUUGAGGAUUUCCUUCCCUCUGACCUACCUCUUGUUAUUUAUAACCUUUGUUGACUAAAACCUGUCCGAGGUAGCAUCUAAUCCAGGCACUUCUUUCUUAAUCUGACCGUCUGAAUGGCUGAAGCACCAGUCGGGUAGUGCUCUUUGGUCUUUAAAGGUACAAUAUGUAGGAAUUUUACAGUGAAAUAAUCACAAAACACUCUAAUGUCUCAAUCAUGUUGGAAGAAGGAAGGUGACGUUUAAACAGAUUUCAUUCUCAGCCAGCUGGGUGGAGGCCAGUUUUUCUUCUUUCAAUAAAGCUAAAGAGGGGCGUAGUUUACGAACUCUGGCCCCGCAAGGUUGCCGGGUCUUCUCCAGCUAAUGCAACUGCAUUUGUAAUUCAGCACUGGCUGCCAAAACACAGCAAUAGUGACAGGAGCGACCCAGAAGUUAUUUCUUGUACCCCCAAAGAGGCCACGCAUAUUUUUGUUUAAUUUUAACGAAGGCUAAAGACUAACGCUGAGAUAUUAAUGCUAAUGGUGAAUUAGAAAAAAUAGUCUAGCUACUUUUUCAAUUGUGCAGGCAACAGCCAUGAAACUCAUGGAACAGUAGUGAGAAAGUCAUUCAUAUGUGUUGAAAAUGGGCUGCAGUACUCAUAUUUGACCAUAGGAUGUCACUCUUACUUAAUUCUCACAUAAUGCACCUUUAACUCACAUGGUCUCAAUAAAUGACCAAUACAUUAUCAAGAACUAAGUAGUUUAGCUAAUUUUUUGUUUCAAGCAAAAACUUGAACACUCAUCACACAAAUUAGCACAAAUGUAUUUUUUAUGCACGUUGUUGUUUCUGCACACCGUUCUUAUUGCAAAGGUUGCAAUGAAAAUAAUAACAUCUAUUAGUUUAUUUUUCUUGUUUGUGUUAAUACAUUUUAGUGUGCAGAUUUGUACUUUUUAUAGUGUAUUUGCAAAUUCUACACAGAGAAAACACAACAAAAUAGCUUUUAGUACACAUUUUUAAAUUUUACUGUUGCAGACAUUUUUGCUGUUAAUCUAACAAACAGUUUCAUGUCAAAUAUUCAUAUAAAAUCAUAUUUCCUUACGCUGUUCUGCAGUUUUAUUCACUGCAACAGCAUAGUUCACUUUCAUCCACUCAGUCUCAACUUUGUUCAACGUUUUCUGAGUUCCCUGUUAAUUUAGGUCUGUUAUGCCAGUCAGUUAGGAUUAGCUACAGAUAUUCAUGAGUGAAAACAGCAGCAGGUCAAAUUCACUUUUUUAUUUCAAACAAGUGUGACUGGAUGGUUUUUAGGAGCCCUCGAGGAACGAUCUGCAUCAGCUGCAUUGGCACCGUGACGGAGCACCACCUGGUCAUGUGUAUUCAUGUUCUGAAAAUGAAACCAGCUGAUGUUUCUCUAACAAGGACAUGGAGGAAACAGCAGUGGUCACAUCACUAGAGCCUUUGUGUUAAAAGAGAAAAAACAGUCAUCCGAGUGUUGUGACAGGCUGUUUCCUGCAGCCAGUCAGAUCCGUGGAUUUCAGAAACCUCCCGUUGUGCCGCGCAGCGCAUCCUGAUGACUAAACUUUCCAUCAGGUCAUUUGAACUUUUCUGCUCUGCUGGGUGAGGAUAAAACAGUCGUUAAUUGCUCUGUUUGUGUUCCAGCUGGCGUUAUGAUAUUUGAAGGACACAUUCAAUGUUUUGAGUGUAUUUUUACAUCCUUGCAAGUUUCACAUUGUAACGUCACGAAAUGGACUGAUUUUAACCUCCUAGGACCCUGUGUCCACAUAUGUGGCCAUUGACUCCAUGCACUUUACAUUUUUAUUCUUUUCUACUUAGACCUUUUUGAUAUAAUUUAUAGACACGUUAUAUGACUUAAAUUAACAAAAAAAUUCUCUUUUUAAAGAUAUUUGACAUGUUUAUUUAAUUAAUUUUUAUUAAAAUUACAUUUUUAUAACUUUCUUUCUGUUAAUUACAGUCAACUAAUCUGUAAUAGCUAGAUACGUUUUUUCUUUUAAAUCAGGCCAAAUACAAAUUUGGGUCCCAGGAGGUUAAAAGAUCCCACAGGUCAUAUGCAGCCAGAGCAAAUAACCCUGGCUACUACAUGUCCUGCUGUAUCUUUCCUUGUCAGGAGUCUGUGAGUCUGCACAACUCGGUAUUUUAAUCAGAUGAUUUCAUCAGCUGAGUGCAGCUUCCUCAGAUAAUAAAGAUGAACAUUAGCAUUCCUUUCCCCAAGGUUCCUCACAGGAGAACUCUUUAGAUAACGUUUUUAUUCUCCAAAAGAAAAGAAGAUUUCAUAAUUAAAGUAAUCAUUUUAUAAUUCAAAAUAAUAAUAAUAAGUGAGGGGGUGAGUCAGCAGGAAAACUCAGAAUGUUCCCUCUGAGUUGAUCCGAGUCAUUUCCCAGACUGUUUUUGUUCCGUUGAUUGUUAUGAGAAUGCAGAAGCACGUGUGCUCUCAUCCUUCAUUACUGUCUGCAGUGAGGUCAGAAAAGGACUCAGGAACAGGGUGAAGAUGUUCUGAGGAACUGAUGAUGCCUGUUUCCUAUUUGCUCUCCAUCUAGUUAGAAUGACAUUGUCUUCCACGGGAAGUUAAUGGGGAGCAGCGUGUCUGAGUCCAUCAAGGCGAGUAGAACGAUCUGUCUCAAAUCUGUGACCCGGCCACACGUCGCCCAGUUAAUGAAACAAGACCUGAGAGGGAACAUUGGAGAGAAACUGACAGGGAGGAUGUGAUUUAACCUGAUGGCUGGCAGGUGUGAACGCCACACGGGGGUGGGGCUUACAUUUUUAAUGGUGUUUAAAUGAAAAUGAGGCUAAUAUUACAUUUCUGAGUGACCCAAGCCCUGAAGAAUGCACACACACACACACACGUUUCUGUGGACGAACACAAACAUCUGACCUUUUUCUGAGUUCGUAGCCGUGACCGAGGGGUUAACUCGCCUCAGAUGUUGCAGGAAGCUGUGUGACAGACGGAGGAUGUUAGUCAGGGCCGUGACAGCCAGUGAUUGUUCCUCAGCCAGCGGUCAGUGUCAGUGUUGUGGACCAGAUACUGGGCGGAUAACCGAAUUUCUAUCUCUGGAGGUUCAUACGUCUAAACAUGAGCAAUGAUCGCUUCAAAGGGAUUGUUUUAGAUGACAGCGCGUCAGCAGCCAGCAGCAUGGAGGUGACUGACCGCAUCUCCUCGCUGGAGCAGAGAGUCCAGAUGCAGGAGGACGAGAUUCAGCUGCUGAAGUCCGCUCUGGCCGACGUGGUUCGCAGACUGAACCUGUCUGAGGAGCAGCAGGCCAUGGGGCCCCGUAGAGGACCUACCAAAGACCCCGCUAUGGUGAGAAAAUUUCCCUCAGCAGACAGCAAUGUUGGGAAGUCAGCUAGGCCAAUGAUUGCCACGCUGCCAUUAAGGCCCACAGUGAACAACGGGACCGUCCUACCAAAGAAAAGCACUCUGCCCUCUCCAUCUGGAUCUGGAUCUGGAUCCAGGAAGGACGGCAGCACAGCAGCCAACAAAAGAUUUUUCUACCUGCCCUUCAGCACUGUCAGGAGAACCAGCUCUAACGAACACGUGGGGACUCUCACUCGAAAGGACUCAGGCGAGUCUAAGGGGAACCGAGCUCGGGCCGGCUCCACUGGCAGCAGCUCCAGCAGCAAACGGAGCGACAGCAAACAGAGAGAUCCAGUAUUCAACGCAGGGAUGCGACGUGUGACCCACUGCAAAGAGGAAGGUUAUGUGAAAAUGUACUUGAAGGGCCGUCCCAUCACCAUGUUCAUGCCCAAAGAGCAGGUGGACGCCUACUGCCUGGAGUCCAGAGGCGAGCUACCCAACAACAAACUCAAACUGGACUGGGUCUACGGUUAUCGUGGUCGAGACUGUCGCUCCAACCUCUACCUGCUGCCCACUGGAGAAACGGUGUAUUUUAUUGCCUCUGUGGUGGUUUUAUUUAAUGUGGACGAGCAGCUGCAGAGACAUUACACCGGACACACGGACGACAUCAAAUGCCUGGCUGUCCAUCCUGAUAAAAUCACCAUAGCAACCGGGCAGGUAGCAGGCACCUCCUCAGAUGGAAAGCUGGCUCCUCACGUUCGCGUCUGGGACUCCGUCAGCCUCAACACCCUCCACGUUCUGGGCGCCGGCUACUUUGACAGGGGCCUUGUCUGCUUGGCGUUCUCUAAGUCGAAUGGAGGAAACACUCUUUGUGUCGUAGACGACUCCAACGACCACGUCCUUUCUGUCUGGGACUGGCAGAGGCAGGACAGGCUGGCUGAAGCGAAGUGCUCCAACGAGUCGGUGUUUGCUGCAGACUUUCACCCGACUGACAGCAAUGUGGUGGUGACUUGUGGCAAGUCUCAUCUCUACUUCUGGACUCUGGAGAAAGGAGGCUCACUGGUCAAGAAGCAAGGACUAUUUGAGAAACAAGAGAAGCCCAAGUUUGUUUUGUGUGUGACCUUCGCGGAAAACGGAGAUGCUGUCACCGGAGACUCGAGCGGAAACAUCCUGGUGUGGGGAAAAGGCACUAAUCGCAUCAGCCACGUCAUCCAGGGAGCCCACGAGGGCAGCAUCUUUGCCGUGUGUAUGCUGAGGAAUGGGACGCUGGUGUCUGGAGGGAAGGAUCGCAGGCUUGUUUCCUGGGACAGCAGCUACCAGCAGAUGCAAACAUUAGAGGUGCCUGAGCUGUUUGGUCCAAUCAGAACCAUCGCAGAAGGCCGAGGGGAGACGGUGCUCAUCGGGACCACCAAGAACUUUGUUUUACAAGGCAGUUUGGAUGGAGAGUUCAUGCCGAUUACACAGGGUCACGUCGAUGAGCUGUGGGGUCUGGCUGUGCAUCCCUUGAAGUCUCAGUUUCUGACCUGUGGAUACGACCGGCAGGUCUGUCUGUGGGACUCGAACACCCAUCAGCUCAUCUGGACUAAAAGUCUGGAAGAUACGGCCCAGUCAGCUGGUUUCCACCCAUCAGGAGCUGUGGUUGCCGUGGGAACCCAAACUGGCCGGUGGCUGGUCCUGGACACGGACUCUAAGGAUUUAGUUACCGUCCACACAGAUGGGAACGAACAGCUGUCCGUUAUGAGCUACGGGCCAGAUGGUAGCUUCCUGGCUAUUGGUUCCCAUGACAACUACAUCUAUGUCUACGCUGUGGCAGAAAAUGGGAGGAAGUACAGUCGAGUUGGAAAGUGUUCUGGGCACUCCAGUUUUAUUACCCAUGUGGACUGGUCUGUGGACUCUCAGUACCUGGUGUCCAACUCAGGGGACUAUGAGAUACUGUACUGGAUCCCAUCAGUGUGUAAGCAGGUAGUGAGCGUGGAGACCACCAGAGACAUCGACUGGGCCACCUACACCUGCACUCUGGGCUUCCAUGUCUUUGGCCUGUGGCCCGACGGCUCAGACGGAACCGACGUCAACGCAGCGUGCCGGUCCAGUGACAGGAACCUCCUGGCUACUGGAGACGACUUUGGGAAGGUCCAUCUCUUCUCCUAUCCCUGCGCACAGUUCAGGGCUCCCAGCCAUGUUUACAGUGGCCACAGCAGUCAUGUGACCAACGUGAGCUUCCUGUUUGAUGACAGCUUCCUGGUGUCGACCGGUGGGAAGGACAUGAGCGUCAUGCAGUGGAGGGUAGUCUGAGGGAGCGGACGCUGACACUGAAGCCCAGCAGAAGCAAAACUGUUCUGAACUGCACUAAAAAAAACCAAACUGAUGUGAACUCUAACAGAAACGGAUCGGAACAACUGAAGCGGUCUGAGGUUCUGCUCACAAACUAGAUGAAAAGCAGGAAGUGUAAGAAGCAGCAGCUCGAAACACAACGAUCCUCCUUUUGUUCAUCUUACUUGUUCACACUACAUGUAUAGAAAAAUCCUCUUCCUCUCAUGUUUUAUCCUCGUCAUCAGCGACACAGAAGGAGUCCAACUCAACAGAACCAAAGGCAAGCCCUAACCCUCAGAUCCUGGAUCCAGACUGACGGAGAACCAAGAACGCUGCAACAAAAACUGAAGCACGGCACAUUUUCUAACCUUUAAACUUCCUUUUAAUUUUAUAAUGAACAACUCAGGAAAGCAGCGGUCAAGCAAAAUCCCCUCCCUCUUAUAAAACAUGUCAGAAAAAAACACCCAAAUAUUCAGAAGCAUCGAUCACAGCUAGAAUUAGACACGUUUAAUAAUCUAUUAUCACUUAUUUGUUUAGGUGAUCUUAACUAAAACUGCCUGUAUUGUCCAUAAAUAGUUAAAUUAAUAAAGGUGUGUAAUCCGGUUUUUUUUUUUGUUCUUUUCUUACACAGUUUAGUAAAAGUUAUUUGUUUACCUUACAUGUUUGAUGCCACCAUCAUCAACAAUCUCUGAUGAUGGCUAGAGCUACUAGAAGAAACAUGUAAGGUAAAUAACUUUCACUAAACUGUGUAAGAAAAGAACAAAAAUAUGGAGUACGGCCAAAAACACGGGACGAACGCACAAAAGAGUAUUAAAGGUGUGGUUUACCCAUUCAUUCAACACAUUUGCAGUGUUCUCUAGUAUAAACCAAUCCCUUAUAAGUAAUUUAAAAUAAAAAAGCUGUGAUGCUCCUGUUCUGAGAUGCAGAAGUUUGCUGGUGCUGAGGUGGGACAGGAUGGCUCAUUAUUAAUGAUGUGAACGCUUCUGAUUGGCUAACAGAACACGAACGUGUUCGAACGUGUUCUGUUAGCCAUGUUGCAAAGUCACCAUCACCCAGACACUCUCCGCUCUCUCUCCUGUGUGAGGAUUUUCCAAUCCUAGCAAUUCAUCAUCUAUUUUCUAUCAGAAGCUAAUGCAGGGGAUGGGUGUAAGAGACUGUUUUCAUAUUGAGCUUGCAUGAAAAACUCAGAGUGACCGAUUAUGAUCAGAAAUAGUCAUUAAAAAUGGGUUUUCAGUCAACCACACCUUUAACACUAAUCGUGUCCCCACAGCUAGACUCCAUAAUCAUGUGGAAUAUUUACCUUGAGGCCUUUUUAAUAAAUUACAUUAUUUGCACCAAAAUCCUCUAAACAUUCAGACUUUUUGUGCUUCCAGUUCUUAUUUAUUAUCUAUAAAUCAAAUUCGUCACUGCCAGUUAUUUCUUCCUUUGAUUUUUCUUCUGCAAAAUGUCCAUUUAGUUUCAGAUGAGCAAAUGUUUCCAGAAGCAUGAAACAAAUCUGAGGAAGAUGUGAGUGAAUAUCUAGAAACUGUGUUGGUUUUUUAGAAUGAAAUCUUUGUUUAAUUUAACUUUUUUGUCUCAAAUGUGUCAAAAAUAAGUGAAAACUGAGCUUUUUAAGGUCUCUUUCAUGUUUCUGAGACCAGUUUGUGAAGAGGAAGUACGAGACCAUUGCACUGUAACUGUCUGACAUGAGAAUAUGUAACAGAACUGAACCCUGUUGGUUUUUAUUAAUGCACUGCUUUCACUUGGUGAACAUCCAAUACUGUUUAGCUCUAGUCGGAUCUUCUUAUAAUUCAGUAGAAACAGUUCACACUCUUCUUGUAGUCAGGUUUCCUCCCAUAGAUGUGAUGGGGUGUGUCUAAGGUGAUACUUGAUCAGACCUGAGUGUGUUUAAGGUGGACAUCACCUCCUAAAGGUGGUUUUUAUCAGUAAAACCACAAAACAGCAGAGUUUCAACAGUCUCCAGCAUGGAUGCAACAUAACCUGUCUUAACGCUUGAGGCUGCGGAUUCAAAACCAGUAAAUAUUUGUCAUCUGAGUUGCAGUAAAUGAAACCUGAAUUACUGUU